Molecule: messenger RNA, 8613 nt
Organism: Varroa destructor (honeybee mite)
Lineage: Eukaryota; Metazoa; Arthropoda; Arachnida; Mesostigmata; Varroidae
Product: ATP-binding cassette sub-family C member 4-like
Biological process (GO): transmembrane transport
Cellular component (GO): membrane
Molecular function (GO): ABC-type transporter activity; ATP hydrolysis activity; ATP binding
Source: RefSeq, a predicted model, not a curated record
AUGAACGCACGACUUUCGAUGAUAGGUGUUGUAAAGUUCAUCCUGUAAUGUCUACCUAGCGCCGUGAUAGCCAUUCUAACCAUUUGAUAUCCCUAACGAAACAUGCAUCCAACACGGUGGUUCUAAGGUGAACUUUCAUUCACGUGCCUUUCAACAGUCGGCACGUAUAGCCUCGAUUGUGGCGUGCUAUGAUUAUGCCAUACCCUAACUCUCAUUUGGUGGCGUCGCCAUGGAAGAACUAUAUCGAACUCACGUUCAGCCACGGAGUCCGCAGGAAACCGCGAAGUGGAUAUCGAGCAUGUUUUUCUGCUGGCUUGUGCCCCUUUUCAAACUGGGAUGGAAUCGGGCGUUAACUGUGGAGGAUCUCUUCGCCUGCCCAGAAUGGGAAGAAUCCCGACCGGCCACCGAUCGCUUACAAGAAGAAUGGGAAAAAGAGUUGUCUGCCCAGGGAACGAAGGGAAGAAAGCCACACUUGCUAAAAGCGCUUUGUCGUGUGUACGGUACACGUUACUUGCUUGUUGCAGUAUUAGUGCUGAUUGAAGAAUGCUUGAAAAAUAUAUUGCAACCAAUUGCCCUAGGCUGGCUCGUCUCCUAUCUCACGGAUCCGACAAAAUCAUCGAUGAGCUAUGGGCUUUUCAUUGGUUGCGCUGUACUUGUAUCGUUUUUGGGCGGCGCACAUAUCUUUACUAAUCAUCCGUACUUCUUCAACAUGCAACGAUUUGGUAUGCGAUUGCGGGUCACAUGCUGCUCCCUUCUCUAUAGGAAAAGUCUGCGCCUUUCGCAGGCUUCACUCACGGGAACUGCAUCCGGCCAAAUGGUAAAUCUCAUGUCAAACGACGUACGCUAUCUUGACACAUCUCUCCUUUUUGUUCCGUAUAUCCUCGUGGCGCCUCUACAAACAGUUCUUAUCACAAUCGUUCUAUACAGAGAAAUCGGCUGGCCCAGUAUUUGCUGCUUGGGAUAUAUGCUCGUUUGGGUUCCUAUGCAAUUAGUGAUAGGGCGUAAGUUUGCACGGAUCCGUCUACAAACAGCCGAAAUCACAGACAGACGGGUACGAUUCACCAACGAGCUCGUGGCCGCCAUUCGUGCAAUCAAAAUGUACGCGUGGGAAAAGCCGUUCGGCCUAUUGGUAUCUGAUAUUCGUCGGAUGGAGAUUGGACGUGUUCGAAUCGCAUCGGCAUUAAAGGGCAUUAAUAUGGCUCUAUUCUUUGUGUCCUCUAAGUUUAUCCUUUUCCUAUGCUGUAUCCUGUAUACGAUGGUGGCUGGAAAAAGCCUCACCUCAGAGAAAGUAUUUGUAACAAUAGCUCUGCUGAAUUCGGUCCGUCUAGCAAUGGGACUCUACUUCCCGUACGGUAUGGGGCAAGGCUUAGAAACAUUGGUUUCCUUAAGGCGAAUUCAGCGAUUUCUGAUGCUUGAAGAAAAAGGCCAAUCCGCAGAACCUCUCUCCCGAAGAGGGUCUUCUCGAUCGACUGACGACGCGAUGCUUCGCUUGGCUGAUGUUCGCGCGUCCUGGAUAUCAACUAUUCUACCAUCUGAUACAAAUCUAUUAGCCCUAAACAACGUCAACUUCCGAGUGCGUCGUGGCGAACUGGUAAUUGUAACAGGGCCGGUUGGCUGUGGAAAAUCAUCACUUCUAAUGGCAAUACUCGGCGAACUUCCUCUUCUUACCGGAACCAUUAAGCUUGGGGGAACCAUUGCUUAUGCUUCGCAGGUGCCGUGGCUCUUCAACGCGACCCUCAAGCGAAAUAUUUGCUUCAAUUCUGCAGCUGACGAGAUACGGUUCCGUAAGGUUGUUAAGAUAUGCGCUCUCGAGAAAGACAUCGAGCUACUACCACACGCCGAAGAAACCCUUGUCGAAGACAAAGGAACCUCACUCAGUGGCGGUCAAAAGGCUCGCGUAAGUCUUGCUCGAGCAGUUUAUCACGACGCAGAUCUCUACCUCCUUGAUGACCCUCUAAGCGCUGUGGACGCCAAUGUGUCCCGUCAUAUCUUCGCAAGUUGUAUCCAAAAGUACCUUCUUCACAGAGGAAAGGCAGUCAUUCUAGCUACGCAUCAGUUGCAGUACCUGCGACAUGCCGAUCGCGUUCUUUUGCUCAGGAAGAAUGGAAAACCCGUAGCCUACGGGAAUUAUUAUGACAUUAUCCAUAAAGGAAUUGAUAUAGAGGGAAUACUAAAUACUGACCAAAACGACGAGUCUGACAAUUUAAAGGACUACAAUGUCAUAGAAAAGUCUGAGCGAGAGCCUUUCGACGUUGCCGAACCGUCUAAGGAUGUACCGGCUGACUCCAAGACCUUUGUAAGAUUGGACAAUAGAAACUUGUCUCAAAGGGAAACUUUUGAGAAAAGCAAAUCUCAAGAUGGAAUUGAACCUAAUGUAAUCAUCAAUGGUGACGUGGAAGCUCAAGGGGCUGCAGCUAUGCGCGCUCAGCAAACGGAAGAAAGUAAAACAACGGGGACGGUGUCAGCCGCCGUCUAUUGGAAAUACGUCACUUUGGGAACCGGUUGGCUUUCGUUCAGCUUUCUCGGGUUAAGCUCGCUUGCUUCGCAGGCUCUGUUCAACGGAGUGGACUUUUGGCUAUCGUAUUGGUGUGAUAAGGUUAAGGACGCUCAAGAAAAUGGUGAAACAAACCUUGAUUUGCACUAUCUAAGUUGGUUGGCGUGGAUGUAUGGGGGUCUCAUCGUUCUGUUAGUAGCGGCCUCGGUGAUUCGAGCGUUAUUAUUCUUCGCAAUGUGUAUGCGAUCAUCGGUUCGUCUCCAUGACGACAUGUUUGCUUGUAUAAUGCGUGCGCCAAUCUCAUUUUUUGAACGAAAUCCUAUCGGGCGUAUCCAAAACAGGUUUACGAAGGAUCUCGGUGUAAUCGACGACAUCCUUCCUCCGACGGGCCUCGAUAUUUCUUUCAUCACGUUGAACUUGGUUGGCGUCCUUACGUCCGUGGCCAUUAUUUGUCCAUACAUUAUCAUUCCCACGCUAGUUCUACUUGUUCUGUUCUCUUUUCUCUGGAAUAUCUACAUUCGAACAGCUCGGGACAUAAAACGACUCGAGGGCGUGACUCGAUCCCCGAUGUUCUCACAUGUAUCCUCAACUCUUCAGGGGCUGGCUACAAUUCGUGCCUAUCGGGUCGAACCCGUAUUUAAACAUCUCUUUGAUCUUUAUCAGGAUCGUCAUACGUCAUCAUGGAACCUGUUUCUUUGCACUACUCGAUGGUUUGGAAUCACAUUAGAUUUUCUCGCGUUUACGUACAUCGCCAUCGUUACAAUGUCGCUAGCCAUUCUAGGAGCCAAUGGAGUUGGUGGUUUGACAGGUAGCCAGGUGGGUCUGGCGGUUACAAAUGCCUUACUUUUAACUGGUAUGUUCCAAUGGGGAGUGCGACAAGCUGCAGAAAUUGAAAGUCACAUGACUUCUGUGGAAAGAGUGCUUGAGUACUGCUCUCUUGUCCCGGAAGCGCCUUCGGAAACGAAGCCUGAGUGUCGUCCGCCGAAGGGAUGGCCCAACGCUGGUGCCCUUACUUUGCGCAAUGUGAACCUCCGGUACCUGCAGGAUCAACCCCCGGUGCUAUGUAACCUAUCUUGCCAUUUCCAGCCAGGAGAGAAGAUCGGUAUCAUUGGACGUACGGGGGCAGGCAAGUCUUCGAUCAUCGCCGCUUUAUUCCGCCUAUAUGAGCCGGAAGGUGAUAUAAUCAUUGAUGGUGUAUCAACCUCUACUCUCGGUCUCCAUGAGCUUCGUUCCGCGAUCGGCAUCAUUCCCCAAGAGCCAUCGUUAUUUGCCGGCUCUCUUCGCCGAAACAUCGAUCCUUUCGGUGAGAUAAGCGAUGAAGAACUUUGGCAAGCUCUCGACGCGGCAUGCCUUAAAAAAGCGGUAGAGGAUAUGUCUGGAGGACUUAACGCCACUAUCAGCGAAGAAGGCGCGAAUUUAUCAUCUGGACAACGCCAGCUUGUCUGCCUCGCACGAGCGAUUGUACGCCGCUGUAAGAUUCUUGUAUUGGACGAAGCAACGGCAAAUGUCGAUCCGCACACGGACGAAUGUAUACAAAACGCUAUCCGACGAAGCUUCCACCACGCGACCGUUCUUACUGUUGCACAUCGACUGCACACGGUUAUGGACUCGAAUAGGGUAAUGGUAUUAGACGCCGGCCGUAUUGUCGAAUUUGCUGAGCCACAUUCUCUCCUUCAAGAUCCGAGAUCUGGACUGAGCCAACUCGUUGAUAGGACAGGACCAGCAACCGCUGAAAAGUUACGCAGGCUCGCUAAAGAGGCACACCUUUCAAAACGGACAAAAAACGUCUACCGAUUGGAUAAAGAACACGUUGAGAACCAUUCCCUUUCUUAUACUUCUGAUUAUAACAGUAACCAGGAAAUACAAUGGAGAGAGAGCAGCAGAAUUUAGACAUCGUAUGAAGGCUAUAAAGCAUUUAUGAUUGUGAUCAACGCUAAAAAGCUUUUUAAGCUAUCUAUGUACUUGCUUUUGCAGUAACAUUCGGCAUUUGUAUAUUGAAUUGUUGAUCGUUUCAAGCUAAAUUGAAAUACAUACUUUUUAUAUUUUACUAAUACUAUUAUUACCAAGCUAAAUUUCCGCUAUUUCGAUUAAUGAUCUCCAGUUCUAUCACUGUGGAACUUCUAUGGUUUUUAAGCAAAAAAAAAAAAAAAAUUACGAAAAAGCAAUGUUUGCAUCAUUGAAAUAAAUUAACACCAUUAACGGAGUUCUGCAUAGAUUAGAAUAUAUAAUAGUCGAAUGAUACGAGAUUCGGGCCAGUCGAUAGGCGUAGUAAAAUCUCAUAUUAAAGUUCUUUCAAUUUUUCCUGGAUAUGUAAAACGUAUAUGGUAAAAGACGACGUCUUUACUGGCUCCGUUGGUUAAUUCUUCUUAAUAAUCUGUUAUAGUCUAGUUUGUUGAUGACCACAGAGGCCUGAGUCAACCGGUUUGCUAGACAGUAGCAACUCAUAAUUCACGAUUCCUCUUCCUGCCUAUCUUAGAUUGAAAACGAAAGCGAUAGAACUAUCUAGGGACUGUUUCAUUCAGUAACGCAUAAUCAGUAUAGUUUUUUUUGUGGGUCUGGGCAAUACGCUUUAUGCUUUUAUCGUGAUCAAAUUGUAGAAUAUAGCAAGUUUUUGCAGAAAUUUCAUCUUCGAGCUGCUUUAUCUCAUAUCUGAGUAGAAACGUCCUAACACAUCUACAUUUGCCGAAUUAGCUACCAAUGCCAACCCAACGCGAUUCGUAUUAUUUACAAUAGGUAAUUUCAAAAGCUAUCUAGGUGAAAGAAACAUUUUCUACAACCUAAUAUACCUGCUUCUUCUUAAAAGAUCUUCAUCUUGGUAGACAGCUACAGUCUAUUUGACUCUAUUAUUGAUGCUCACACACCGGUGGAGGUUUUCCAUAGAAUUGAAAUGCGCCUAUCCACAGAUUCUUUUUAUUUUCAUCUAAUAGGUAUUUAUAUCGGCCUAGUUAUUUCUAAAUAAGCCCGUUAAAUUUAGGAUUUACGAUUCAAUAUAACUACCAUGAGCAAGUAUAGUAAGUGUAUUUUUAAAAAGUAUGACCUUCAGCGGUCUCCAUAGACACCAAACGAUAACACAUAGAGCAAAAAAAUUGUCUGGGCAUUUACCUCGAAAAUCCGAAGGGGAAUUCUUUUGUACGUAACGCUUAAUGAUAGUGUUGUGUUAUUUUGUGAGCUGCUUAAAGCCCGAGGAGCGCUUAAAAAACUUCUACUUAGCAUUGCAUUUAGUCAAUGCAAUAGAACACUGCAUGAAGUAUACUAGCGACGCGACGUUUAUAUGGAUAGGUUUGCGCAAAUCAACUUCGCAUCGCGGUUGCAGCGCAACACGAAGCUUAAUGUGGAAUAAGUUAAAGGUAUAUCAUCUAUUCCUCGGUACGAACAAGAUUUGCUCGUACUUUUUAUAUGCGUGACUUUUAUAUAUAGGUACAAGGCGAAUAACCUCGAAAUUGAAUGAGGUAACACUUCACAAUAAAUGAUCACCGAGAACAAGCGAAGCCCCGCGUCUUUAGAAAAACACUCACAAUAAUAUAAAAUCCAACCAGGCCCACGAUAUCAUCAUAUCGAUCACCGCUAGAAUAUUGCAUUUAAUCUUACUUAAGAACAUAACAUGGAGACUAAGCCGUUCAAAAUAAGCUCCACACAGUGUACAUAAUGUAAUAAAGCAAAAAAUGAAUCGACUUGAAGUUUUUAAGUCAACACAUCAGUUUUCCCCGUACUUACUGUAUCAGAGUUUGACCUUUUUAUUUAGUCUGUAUUUAUUUUGACCAUGAUCUUUGACCACUUGGUUCGUGCGACGGCUCUUUUUUUAUAAAUUUCAACAAGUGAGUUUUUUUUUUUUAUGAAUUUUAUCUCAUGAAGACUCUUUCUAUGGAUGCGUUUGAAGCUACUUUCUCUUCUGCCUUUCAGUCCGGGCGACGUAGAUAUAGUUAGAACAUCAUCAAGAAGAGACAAAUAUGAGAACAUAGGUGAGCUUUCGGUCAGUAGCCUUAGCUAAUAUGCUACGCUAGUCCGUCGUUCAAGUCUAGAGCUGAAUCACCUAAUUUUUCUCCUAUCGCCAUCGACAAUCCACUAUCUAAAAGCAUAUGCCCUUUUCUGGUAUUGAUUUAUCGAAAUCUGUGUGGCUCUGUUUGUUUGUUUGUCUGUCUGUCUGUUCGCUGAAAUGCGACAUUUGUUACUAGUAUUGUGAGGAAUUCUGCGUCACAACAACUGUGUUGGAUUUCUGUAUUAGUAAACCAUUGUUGAACAUUGAAGCGUACUCAUUCUCAACUAGGAACGUACGUUUUUAGUAGUAAAAUAUUUCUUUUAGCUUGGAGUAGGUUUAAUCAUAGAAAUGUUUGUACGAUUUAUACGAGCUUUAAAGGGCGGAAGACAUUAAUUCACUGCAAGCGAAGCUUCUCUGCUAACUGUUCGCAAGCUUCUUUGUCGUUCGCUGGCAUCAUGGCCGCCUACAUGAUGUGACAGUCUGUCGGCAGUCGUUUGGCAAGAGAACUAAGAAGAACAAAAAACCGUGCAUUGUUUUUAGUUAUCGAUAAAAAAGCCUUUCUGAAUUUGUCUACCGCUUGACUCGGUGCGCGUACGAUCGACUGUGUUCAUUUUUGUGCGAGCGUAUAUUGUUUAUGGUUAUUAAUAUUGUAUUGUUCUGUAAGUCAAUCGACAAGCGUCGGAUGAGAUCUGUGAAUCGUCUCGUACUGUUUGUUAAGCCAUCAAAAGAGGAAACAAAAAAGGUCCUGCUUCAACGAAAGUCCUGAGAUUGUAAAUAUCAACUACUAGGCGUACUUCGCCAGGAUAUAGCUACACCGAAUAUGCGGCCGAACACAUUUGGCGUUUUCUUUUUACACCAAUCAACGUGAUUGCUGUACUGUUUCAAGGAGUACGUUGCACAGUAUCUGUUUUAGAUGAAGGUCAUCUAAAAACAUAAAGGGCAACAUGAACAGUGGGUUAUUCUAAAGUAGGGGAUCAUUCUUAAAAUAAAUAUGUCUUAAAGAAUAAUAAUAACAAGUAGCCUCUUGCGUAGUUCAGUAUUGUUGUCUGUCUUUUCUGUUUAUACUCUAUCGGAGCGAUGUAAGCUUGCGCUAAUCAUUUUGACAACAAUGUUACCUGUAACGAAAAGCUCGUUGAUGAUGAAGCUGUUGCUGGUUAACGGAAACUCUCCCCAGAAACAACAUAACCGGAUGGAUUUAAUUUAAUCGUAUGUCCAUGUCUGUUAAAUGUAACUGAAUCCGGUCUUAAUGUAUUAACGCAAGUGUAGCAAACAACAGUGAGAGAAGACACCAUUGCAAGGUAAACAAAAAUACUCGAUAUUCACACGUACUCAUGUCCACUGUAUAAUGCGUAUGGUUCUUUGGCAAUUCUCGGACUGGGCACACAGAAUUUUUCAAGCGAUGAAGGGAACCGAAUUCAAUAAUACUGUAGUCGUCUAGUUGUGAGAUUGGUACUGAUUUCAUAGCCUCUUUGAUGAUCUUGCACUAGAUGCCACUGCUAUUGCUCUUACUGCUACUUUUGGAAAGAUAUUACACUGUAAUUUGUGCGUGCGGUAACAGUGAUCUAAUAGUUGUCUUCGUUCCUAGACAUCAUGAUUGUACACAAGUGAUACCGACGCCACCUACCGAUAAGAAUUUACGUGAUACCAAAUGCCGUUUUUAUCUCUACUAACGAGAUAAAAGCGGCGUUUGGCCAGGCAAGGAUGAGUGAAUCUAUUCAAGCCAUACCAUCCAAUUUGCCCAGUUGAGCUGCACAGAAGUACAUCUGUCAUGCAUUCUGAUGCAGUUACUGGGUGAUAUUUCUGCCCGCAGAUUCAAACCUUAUAGUAUUUCACGGUUAUAUACCCUAUAACGUUAGCAUCGCCAUUCUCUGUGGCGGAUCUAUUCCAUAAUUCUGUCAGUACAUCGAACUAGAGACGAAGCCUAUGUGUACAUUGUAUAUUGUACAUAUUCUACGAAAUAGAAAAGCAACGCGAUAGCUAUAUGGUUCUAUUAGGUGAGAUCGUAUCACCACAGUUUACCAAAUACGUAACAGAUCGGUUUCGAAGAUCCACAUAUAUAAUUUUAAAUAGUCUAGGAAGAAAUUUCGUUUCUUAAUUAUGCCCAAUAUUUGAGAGAAGCAUUUGUUAAAUAAAAUUAUUUACU